Molecule: messenger RNA, 4249 nt
Organism: Nematostella vectensis (starlet sea anemone)
Lineage: Eukaryota; Metazoa; Cnidaria; Anthozoa; Actiniaria; Edwardsiidae
Product: MAP/microtubule affinity-regulating kinase 3-like
Exons: 17
Coding region: 945-4145 (1066 amino acids)
Biological process (GO): intracellular signal transduction; protein phosphorylation
Cellular component (GO): cytoplasm
Molecular function (GO): protein serine/threonine kinase activity; ATP binding
Source: RefSeq, a predicted model, not a curated record
UGGUUCUUUUGACGUGGAACCGGCGAGGGGUUUGCACGUCGUAGGGACAGUAAAUCAGCGCGCAGUGCAAGCCAUCUGUUGCUGGCGGCUGUUGAGCGCUCGGCGUAUCAUAGGGUGGGGUUACGGUGGAUGCAACCUGGGCCGUCUAUUUAUCGUUAAUUUUCACUUAUUUCAUUUAGACAAACUUGUGAUCAAGUAUUGGCAACAAAUGUCUUGGCUCGUUGGUGGUGGGCUCACUUGACUCGCGGUUUGGCAAGAGUAAAUUUCAGAUGUCACCUAGAAUUGGUUGUGGUCUGAUUUGGUCGAGCAAGCUUGCAAUUCAAAAUUAAACUUAUAAUAAUUGCGUUAUUCACUCCAGAUAUAAAUAUUUUAUGCGCUAGAAUUUCGAAAGUAUUCAAGCACUGGAGUUUAAUCGUUGACCUGGAUAGAAAUGUUUGUUUUGGUCCAAAACUAAACCGUGUACUACAUGCGUGCGCUUCUUUACAAAAACUCGACCCACGCGGCGAAAAAUAAACCCGCGAACACGGCAUAACGCGAUCCGCGUGCUCAUUUCAAAAGUGUGAAAAGUACAAUUAUUUGCUUUAUUGCAUUACUAUUUUCGGAACGCUUAAAAAAUCUCGUGGUUGAGUUAUUUGCGAAAAGGAAGAAUACAACAAUCGCAUUCUGCAUUAGGGUGAUAUUGGCUUCUGGUGACUCAAGUGGUAGAGCGGUUUAGUGGCACGCGUCAGAGCGUGCGCUAGUGUUCGUUAUCCAAUCAGAGCGCGCGCGUUGACUUAGCCAAACAAUGACGAACAAUAGCGGGUCGCGUGCGGCCACAAUGCCUUGUUCUGAUUGGCCGAAAUAAAUUGAUCACACAUGCCACUCGUAAAUUGCAAAUGCCGCGGGGUCUGCACUGUUUACAAAAUAUUCACUAGGAUUUUUAUUUAGUAAACAAAUCAACGGCCAUGGGUGACCUAAACAGCUUUUCGAUCAAGCGUAUUGGUACAUAUGAUCUUUCCGGUACGCGUCUUGGGAAAGGGAAUUUUGCAUUCGUGGAGCUUGCCUUUAAUCGCGUUACAAAAUCCAAGGUUGCAGUCAAGGUGAUUGACACUCGUAAAAUCAAAGAUGACUACGUAAAGAGGAAUAUUCUACGCGAGGCUCUGCUCUUAAAACGAGCACACCAUCCGAAUAUUGUCAAGCUGUACGAGACCCUCAAACAACGUGGGGUUUACUGUCUGGUGACAGAAUACAUCCCAGGAGGGGAGCUGCUAGGACUCAUCCGCUCACACCAGGAGUCGCGAUUGUCCGAGACACAAGCUAGGCCGAUUGUGCGCCAGAUAGUGUCGGCCUUGCAUCAUUUACACGAGCAAGGCAUCGUUCACAGGGACCUCAAAAUGGAGAAUAUUUUACUGGACGAGUCCAAAAAGACCAUCAAGAUUGUUGAUUUCGGUCUGAGCAACAAAUACAGUGGUGGAGAACUGUUGAAGACUCAAUGUGGGUCCCCGGAGUACGCGGCGCCUGAACUCUUCAAAAAAGGCUGUCGUUACGGCGGGGAAGUCGACAUAUGGAGUUUAGGCAUAAUAACCUUUGGCAUGGUUGUAGGAAAACUUCCGUUUAGGACGCCUCACUCCGGUGGGCGUGGUCGGAAUGACCUCGUGGAUCAGAUGUCGCGUGGGUUGAAUGCCAUUCACAGUAAAUACCUGGCGACCCUCUCACCAGAAUGCAGAGAUGUGCUACGGAAGCUUCUAGAACCCAAUCCUCAACUCAGAAUAUCCCUGACUGAACUGAUGGCCCACCCCUGGUUGACGUCUAAAGGCACGUGGCCUCUGGAACCGUACGUCGCACCGGAAGUCGAUCCUCAGAUUAUAGCAAAGGUUCUAGACAAGGUGUCUGCGCUCACCAAGAUGCCGAAGUCAAAGAUCGAAAUGCACUUAUCGCGAAAUCGUUACGACACCGUGUCGGGUAUCUAUAACCUUAUACUUGACGACGAAGUUCGACAGUAUGCAGAACGAGAGAAAAUGCAAGUUAGAAACAAGAGAGACAAACACGUUGCGUGGCAACACAGAAAAAUGAAUGUAGAUAACCAGUCGACAGAUGCCGUCAUCAAGGUCAGCAUAAAGCAUAACGGCCACAAGCAGAGUCACGACAAGCAGAGUCACGACAAGCAGAGUCACGCCAAGCAGAGUCACGCCAAGCAGAGUCACGCCAACAACGAGGAUAACUCCACGAGGCAGGAGCAAGGAGAGGUUAAUGACAACAUGGAACGAGUGAAGAGAGAAGAGACGACGAGAUGCGAGCAGAGCAGCCCACUGGAUAUCCUACAGAUUAGAGGCCUAAAAAUGUGUCAGGUCGGUCCGCAGCAGAGAAGAACAAGCGCAUGCUCCAGAAGCAGGUCAUGCUCCGCUGACCGCACUGAGCCCCGAUUAACGGCUCAAGAGCGCCAUCAUCACCGCAGCUCGAGCGUGCCCGCCCAUGGUAGACCCCAGUCCACGCAACCACGUCUCAAGCAGUCUACCGCUACGGGACAGAAUACCACCAUCACCGAGGAGAGUGAAGUGCACGGGAAACACGUGACCUCAUCCCCAAGGUGGGGAAAGCCCGUAGGUUGCAGUUCGCCAGACAUCGUAGAGAAUGAAGAGACUGAAGAAAAACAGAAAGAAGACAAUGGACCGGUGGAGAGCCCGGAACACAGCAAAACGGCAACCAAGGUACAGCCCACGCACGGGAGAAAUAAGAGUGCAGUUACCCGGCAAACGCACAGCCCAGCAACGGUAUCCACGAUCGCAUGGGCUGACCGAGCGAACGGGACCUUGCAACGCAGGCUCGCUAAAACACCGAAACAUAUGCGGUCUGCCCAAAAAACGCCUGCGCAUUACGGCUCUCAGGGCAAAGGACAGUCAGAGGUGACCGGACUUGGACCAGUAUCCCAGAGUCCGGACUUUCAUGCACCAACACCGGACACGGUCUAUAACUGGCCGGAGUACCGCAAACUCUGUUCUCAGUCGGCCAAAGAUAACAGACCUCGCAAGCUUGGUGACGUCACGAGAAAUGGCGGAAAAAGCGAGAAGGACUUGUGCGAGGUGAUCAAGUGGUCUAAGGACAAGGGCAAGAUAACUGACAAUAUGUACGCCAUCUACCAGCGAUACCUUGCCAACUGCAAGCCCCACCACAAGCGCUUGUCCAUCAUGCAAGCUCAAGAAAUACUGCAACACGAUUACAAGUUCCAUGCCAAAUAUGGGCGUAAGAGUAGCCCGGAUGUGAAUGAAAAAGAAGACGUUUUUGACGCUGAUGAGAACAAGAACUCUUCAGAGAGAAACCAUAAGGGUUUUUGGCGCGAGAAGAAGCCGCAGUCGUGUGUGAAGACGUACCCUGGGGUAACCCUGAAGGAGGAGCAGAGAGAGCUCGUGCUUCACGCCAGUCAAUGCAACUGGAAGAAGGCCGCCAUACAGGAGAGUAACCUCACGAGUAAGGAGAGCGAGGGCAAGGCGACCAAGGGCUCUGAGGAAGAGACUGGGUGCUCUGGGGGAAUGGGUAAGAAGCAAGAAAAACUCACAACAAAGCAAGAGGAGUCACUGAAGCGUCAAAAGCACCGAGAAUUAGCGGAAGAAGUUGAUCGUGAACAAAAGAGGGUGGAGCGUGAGCUACAGGACACCGAACGAGUGGCUCUAAUCGAGCAUUAUCUAGAUGACAUUUAUACAAAAUACAGCGUGAAGGCAACCACCCUUCAGCUCAACAAGACCCCGGAUAAUACGCACGCGCAGAAGAACUACACAAAGACUUGCAGGGGUAAACUUUACUCGUGGCUACCAAUGAAACGACCACGUGUCAAGACAGGCAACCUGGCGAAUGGGAUUUUCACAAAGCCCGCUUCGAUUUUACAGAGCAGUCAUGGAAAAGGGUUGAUUGACAAAAAGAUUACCUUUAAAGAGCAAUUAAAUGGCAAGAACGCCAACCCGAACAUCCGGUACUUUAACGACUGGAGCAAAACAGCGUUCAUCAACUACGUGAACAGCGAGGGGGAGUUCCAGGUGGACGAGACCGACCACGAUUUAUCCCUGCAGUUACAGCUCAAAGACGCACGUUAUUGGCUACAGAGACACAUGAGUGGAGUUGUGGCAAAGUCAUCCACCAAAAAUGUCGAUUCGCCGACCAUGAGACAAGCAUGAAACACUGAGCAGUUACUACAUUGGAUUAUUCAAAGAGGAAUUUUUAAAAUUUGACUGUACACCAUGUAAUUAAAAUAAACAAAUAAAUAAAAUUGUUCGUGGUA